GCGUGAAUUUUGCGACGCGAUCGGGUUGCAGCACCUCCAAUUGAACACGAGCAGCAGCAACCCCUCCAACCUGAACGAUCAGGCGGAGGAGUACUUGAAGCAAAACGUCACGAAAAUCGAGGUCGUCGCGGAUUUUCUCCCGCUGCCGAUCGAGAAGUUUCUGGUGAACUUCGUCAUCAACCUGAAGCACUUGACGCUGAUUCGCGUCGGCCUGCGGAAGUUGACGAAGUUGGGGACGUUGGUGCAUCUGGAAACGCUCAACUUGAAGGAAAACCGGCUCACGAGCUUGACCAACCUGUUUGGCUUGUGGAUCGAGGACAAUGUUGAAACAGGCGGGGGACAAAAUCAUCUGCAAAGCGGAAGCUUCGCAGCCUCCUCCAGGCCAACCACACCGGGGAGAAUUCGCACGACGGAAAAGCAGAUUCAAAAUGCAACGUCGGCCGGCGCAACUGCUACGUCUAGUAGUAUCACCCCUUCGGUGGAUGCAGCUGAGAAUUUCCCAAAUGGUGGCCGUGGUGCCAAAUCCCCCAAGGACCACAAUUGCAGCAAAACCUCCAUCAAAAAGCAACCCCUUACCGGCGGUGCCAGCCUGAAGAAGCUUUUCCUCUGCUGCAACGAGUUUGUGGGCCGGCUCUCCCGGUCCGAGCUGCGGCCGAUGAAGAAUUUGGAGGUGUUGUGGAUGACGGAAAACCAGAUCACCACACUGAAAGGGCUGGACUGUUUGCGAAAUUUGAAGGAGCUGAACGUGGCGAACAAUCGGAUCUCCCGGAUCAAGUCCUUUGAAGUGCCGAUCAGGUCAUUGCAACGGAUCAACUUGGCAAAAAAUACCAUCCGGAACUUCCCCGAUGUGCUGGACUUGGCGAAGAUUCGAAAUUUGAAGGAACUUCACCUAUCCGACCCCGAUUUUGGCGACAACCCGAUCUGCUCGCUCUGCAACUACACCGUGGCGCUGGUAGUUUUGGUUUAACAGCAACAGUGUUCUUGAUUGCUUCUUGUUCUUGUCAUGCGCGCAUGGCAUUGAAUUUUUUUUUGCAAUGCACGGCAGCGGAACCGCAACGCACAGUGGUCUUUCUUUUGGCAUAUUAUGCAUGAAAAUUUCAACAGGUUCAGUACUUCAAGCACGUCUCCAUCGUGGAUCAGCAGUACAUAUCGGAGGAGAUUGUGAAAAACAGUGACAAAAUUUGGCACUCCAAGACGCUCUACUACGAUAUGCGGAUCGAGUCUCUGAACCGGCAGAUGCAGCAGGCGUUUGAUAUGGAUGUGUCAGGAUCGAAAUCGACAAAAUCGAAAAAUUUGUGAUGCAUAAAAUGUAGGGCACUGAAGGCCUGUAUUGGGGAGCAGGAAAAUGAGACCGAUUGUAAGCCUGUUUAGGGGUAUGCAAUGUGCUGCCGGAGUAGCAUUGCAGGAGGAGUCUUCUUUGCCCAAACAGCAUGACAGACUGGAUUUGGGUACUCCCGAAAUUUGUCAUGCGCCACUUGGAACCUGAGGCUCCAACUGACAUCGAUUUUGCGCAUCACAAAUUUUUCGAUUUUGUAAAUUUCGAUUCUGACACUUCCAUAUUUGAAAUUGGAUACCAGCUGUUUCAAGAUUUCAAAGUGGAAAAAAUGAGAACCGAACUCCUGCCCGAACUGUCCAAGAUGUUGCAGCUGUGCUUGCAAGAAGCGCCAAUAGAAAUCGGGGAGGAGCUGAUGAGUCUGACAUCCAGUGGGGCCAAUUUUUCUGAUGGUGAGAAGUUGAUGCUCUCUGGCGGCGCACCGGGAAGAUCAGGUGUCAUCGACGAAGCCGAUCGCGCAGACAAGAUCGAGGGGAUUCUAAACCGGGUCCUCGGAACGACGCCGACGACAGCGGGUUUUAGUAAUGCACUACAACUAGACGACAGCGGCAACGGUGCAAACGCAAAUUAUUUUCUCAGCUCUUCUGCCUCAGAAUCAGAUCCAGAAGCAGCAGCGUUCGACGGAGCAGGAGGACAUGAGGACCACAUAAAGCCGCUGAAAAAGGAGAAACCGAUCACGAUUCUCUCGAAAAAGAUCUUCUUUCUGUACCAGCAGCUGAAAUUCCAAAUUCUUCCCGCGUGGAAGCGGGAUUUCUUCGAGAAAAACUUCAAGCAGAAGCUUCUGCGCCUCCGGCUGGAAUUGGAAAAUUCCUUGAAAACGGAACUAGCACUGGGUGGGAACAUCCAUUUCCAAUUGCCGUUAAGGGAAGAGGAAAACUCGUCAACUAGCAGCUGCUCCUCUUCUAGCACCGGAGGUCACAGUGGCGCCACUGGUGGGGGUUCGUCGUUCUCGGAUCGGAGUUAUAGCGGUUCGUCUUCAGGCGAUAGCUACAGUGCCGGAGAUCAGCAGCAGCAUCAGAUCAGUUACGACUCUGGAGCGGAUGAGUCUGGACAGGAUCAGGAUGGG
Molecule: messenger RNA, 2399 nt
Organism: Amoebophrya sp. A120
Lineage: Eukaryota; Dinophyceae; Syndiniales; Amoebophryaceae
Source: the annotation of a GenBank genome assembly